Messenger RNA from Merops nubicus (carmine bee-eater), 1336 nucleotides. RefSeq names its product inositol 1,4,5-trisphosphate receptor-interacting protein-like 1. The transcript has 4 exons. The annotation marks the transcript as partial. The record is from RefSeq and is a predicted model, not a curated record. Gene Ontology annotation, cellular component: membrane. NCBI's taxonomy places the organism in Eukaryota, Metazoa, Chordata, Aves, Coraciiformes, Meropidae.
AUGGUUGCCAUCAAACUUCUCACUUUGCUCCUGCAAGGCCUCAUCGUGUACCCACAGACAGUCAUACCUGGGCUGGAUGAGGCCACACGUGAGCGCAUGCGGCAGCACCAGGAGUUCCUGAGCUGGGAGAUGAGUCGGCUGAUGGAGGAGCUGGAGCAGAGCAGCUCUGCCUGGGGAGACCUGGGCUUUUCUGCCUUGCAGCAGUGGCAGUUCUGGGCCAUUGCUGCAGUCCUGCUCCUGCUCCUGGGGCUCUGCUGGAGGCUCUGGAAAUGGAGCCGUGAGCUCAAGAGCCGCAGCAAUGAGGAGAGCUCCAGCGGCAGUAGAGUGCAGGAGGGCAAACAGGAGCUGGACGAAAAAGAGAAGCUGGAAGAGGAAGCAAGUGAAGGAGAAAAUCUUGCUAAUGAGAAGCACCUGAAAAGCACUUUUGUAGAGCGCAUCGAAUGGCCCAUGCAGAAGCUGGCUGAUGGGAGCUGUGAGGUGGAGGAGCUAGUGGGUGAACUCAUCCGUGUCUUCCAAGAGCUCUUGUCCUGCAGUUUCUUCCCACGGCUGGAGCCAGAGAUCGGGCCCCCUUCUGGGCACACCUUCCACCUGGAGCCGGGCAAGAAGGAGGGGAAGCCAGAGAGGAACUUCUGCAUCCUCGUGGAGCUGGAGUGCACCUGCACGAGGGAAGAGUGUAGGGAGAACAUGCUGUGCUUCCUCCACAGUGCCAAGGGGAAGCUGAGGAGAAAUCAGGGUCCCAGCCUUCUAGACAUUCUCUGCACCGACUCCCACCUAGAUGUGCACAGAACCACCAAAUGGUUCCAGAGGUUUGUGAGCUCAGCCUGGGGCAUGGUGCCUCAGACAUGUGCCUACAAUAUGAAGCUGCUGCCCUCCAUCUGCUCCUGCAAGCUGCAGCUGACAAAUGCCUCUGGGAGAACCCUCUUUCCAUGCCUGACCAGCCAGGCCACAGAGGACACCUUCACCCAUGGCACGAUAUGGCCAGAGAGCUAUGCUGUGGCAGAGGUGAAGUUCUUCAGGCUCAUGGCCAGUCUGGUGGGCACCGGCUUUGAUACCUACACCUUCAAGACAGUUGUGAUGCAUGUCCUGAACACCACAGCCCCAUCAGCCUGGUCCAGGAGGGAUUUCCUGUCAUGGUUGGAGGAUAUCAUGUUGAAAUACCGCUGCUGCAUGGAAUUCACAUGCCUCAACCACUUCUUCUUUGCCAGUGGGAUGGUGCCCAAGGAGAUAAUCUUGCCCCCAGACUUUCUAAUGGCCCAGCCACUCAACCUCUUUGAGUACCUGGAGCAGGAUCCGGUUGCCCAUGCCAAGGCACUAGAGGAUCUGGAGCUGAUGCAAG